AUGCUGGGAGUGCCAGUUCCGAGCGCACGGCCAGGUGAACGCGCCGCCGCCGCCGCCGCCGCCGCCCCACCCCGGCUCCCGCCAGGCCCGCCCCGGCCCGGCUGCGGACGCCAGCGCGGCCCGCGCCUCCCGGACACCCCAACACACACGCCCGCUGGAGGCGGCCCGGCCCCCGCCCCGGGCUCACCACCGCCACCCCCCGGGGCUCGGCGGCCAGACUGGACGCCCCCGGGACCCCCUCUUCCUCUAGGGUCGCCCCUCGCGCGCUCCCGCUCUCCCGGGCUGCGUCCGUCGGUCUGUCCGCCUCUCGCCAUCUCCCUGGCUCCCCCUCCCCCUGUCUCCCCUCUCCCGGCGCUGGCGGCCACCGCACUGCAGCGCGGCACCAGCACCCCCCAGCCUUCUCUCCCCGAGCCCGCGGUGCCGAAGCUCACCUAUGGGCAGGGCGGUGGGGCCGGCUUCCUCCCCUCCCCACCCCCCGUCCUGGGGCUCCCAGCUGGCAGGACCAAGGUCACAAGAGGUCGAAAGGAUUCUGGGGGGGUCCCGUUCGCCGGGGCUGGAACCUCGAGAGGGGGUUCGGUGUGUACGGGAGUGUGGGUGCUGUCGUCGGCCCCGGCUUCUGCGGCCUCCCCUGCCUCCGGUCUCCCUGUCCCCCCGCCCGGGCAGUGUGUGGGUGGGGGCCCGUCCCAUCCCGAGUUCGUCCACCCGCGUCAGCGUCGGGUGGCGGCGGGUGCGCUCAGCCUGCCCGAAGGCCCGGCCCCCACCCCCAGCGCGACCCUCCCCCACCGCACCCUACCCCGCCCUCGCCCCGCACAAUCUCGCCGCUGA
Cynocephalus volans (Philippine flying lemur) is the source of this 825-nucleotide messenger RNA. Its product is annotated as basic salivary proline-rich protein 1-like. NCBI's taxonomy places the organism in Eukaryota, Metazoa, Chordata, Mammalia, Dermoptera, Cynocephalidae. The record is from RefSeq and is a predicted model, not a curated record. Bases 1 to 825 code for a protein of 274 amino acids. The transcript is spliced from 3 exons.